UGCAGUUCCAUGGGGUCACAGAGAGUUGGACAUGACUGAGCACACAUACACAGGAUGCUGGAUUUUUCAGGACUGUUAAGAUUUUUAAAAAGUUGCUGCCUCUCCUAUAAGCCAUCAAAAUUGCUUAGAAUUGCUUGUAUUUUUUAAUUUUUAGAAAAUACGGAUACUCUUGUAUAAUGUCUUUAAGUAUCAUAUAUUCCUGAUCGAGUACAUAUAAUAUGCAUAUAUAUUAUAUAAUUAUAUGUGUAGUCAGAUAUCUGUGUGUAUGGGACUGAAGAAUGUCCAUAAAUGUAUCUUGCUUAUAUACUACUUUGUUUCAGAAUGAAUUUGAGGUGAGUACUAAUUUGGAUUAUAUCACGUCUCUAUUUUAUAACAUGGAUGUUUUCCUGUGUCAUUAAAUCCAUUUUGAAGACAUCAUUUUAAUGGCUACCUGGUGACCCAGUUUUUGGAUAUGCCAUCAUUUACUUUACCAAUUUCCUAUAAUGGAUUUCGGAUUGUUUCUAAGUUUACAGUAUCAUGAUACUAUGGUAAAUUUUCUUAUAUUUACAUUCUUAUAGGUGUCUCCUAUUAUCUCCUUGAUAUGAGUUCCUAGAAGUGGAGUUAUUGAAUGCAAGGUUUGCUCUGUUUCGAGGUUGCUGACAUGCAGUUGCAGUUUCUGGAUUUUGCCAGUCGGUCCUUGGGCACACCCUUACGGACAGCGCUGUGCCUCUGGCCGUGUGGGCUGUCCCCGGGGUCCCCUUCGCCCUUCCGGGAUGCCCGGCUCUGAUCUCCAGGUGUUUUUGUUGGUGUGACUCUUUCCUCAGAUUGUCUUCCUCGGGGAAGGGGCUUGGGUGCUACACAGGAUGUUGGUGCUUCGUGAACCCCAGCAGCUUCAGAUUCUGUAUGACUCCUUGGAGGAGAGCACCCCUGAGUCCUUGAAGGUGUACGGUGCCCUUUUCCACAUCAGAAAUAAAAACCCGUUCAACCUGGAGGUGCUGGUGGAUGCCUGGCCAGGGUACCAGACAGUCAUCAUACGGCCUCAGAAAGAGGAGAUGAAGGAUGACCUGGAUUAUUAUAUCAACACUUACCACAUCUUUACCAAAGCUCCUGACAAGUUAGAGGAAGUCCUAGCAUGCCCGCAGGUCAUCAACUGGGAACAAGCCUUCCAGAUCCAAGGUUGUCAAGAGAGCUUGGGCAAGGCAUUACAAAAAGUUGCAGCUUCAAAAUCAGUGCAGGUAGAUUAUCUGAGAACCGUACUUUUUGUGUUUGAAAAACCAACAUUCGCGGCAUCGAGUGGUGACAAGAUGGAUUUGGUGAAGUUACUACAGGUUCCUACAGUGCUGAAAGAUAAAUGGAAAGAAACUUUUCAGAGCAUCUUCUUGGAUGUCUCGCAUGCAAGGAUUGUGAAUGAGCACUGGGACUUGGGAAAAAAUGAGAAGAGCUUGAAAUAUGUUGAACGCUGUCUCCAGAAUUUUGCAGGAUUUGGUAUUCUGAAUUCAGAAGGGAACCUCGUGUCUUGGUUUAUAACAGAACAGUCCUGUGAGAUAAGAAUGGGUUACACUAUCCCCAAAUACCGAGGCCAAGGCCACAUGUGGCAAAUGGGUAGUCAGAUUGUGGCAUAUUUUUUUUCAAAAAAUAUACCGUUUUAUCUACAUGUGUCAGAAGAUAAAGAAAAAACUCAACAGACAACGAUCAGUUUUGGGUUCAAGAAUGCUCUUUGUGGCUGGCAUCAGUGGAAAUGCACCCCGAAGAAAUACUGCUGAUGGUACUAUUGUCCAUUUCACAUGUUUCUUAUCAGGGAAAAAACAUCAGUGCAAACAAAGGUGGUAGUCUACACAAGCAACAAAAACCAUCCAGUUCUCUGGGGCUCAGGCCCUGCGCAGGCCAUGUCUAUAAUAGUUUUGUCUUCUUUCUCUUGUGUAGUACAGAACAUUAGAAGCUUGGCUCUUUGCUGUCCUGCUUUUCCUUUAUGGUGAGAAAUGUCUCAGAGUUGAAAUUACCCAAUGUCAAUCAUUAGUGCUAACAUAUCCCACUUUCCUCUUUGAAGAAGACCUCUUUCAGGAAGGAAUCCCGCUUUUUCAUGCUUCUCAUUUGAAAGUAAAAUGUCUCCUCUGAAAGUCUCUUCUCUGGCAUCCUUCUCUUCUUCCCACAGAGUUUCCCAAAGGAUCUUUCAAAAUGCUUCAGCAUCAUUGCUUUCUCUCUUGGGUGCCCUCAAAAGUGCUUUGAGGUACUACACUGAAUUGAAUUAUGUGGGCAUCAGUGAAACUUUGGUUUUCUGACUAGCUUUUAUCACAGAAACUUGGUUAAGUUGAGUUGUAUAGCAUAACUUCACAUUUUUAAUAUGAUUAUAGAUCUAUGCUGUAUUAGUUUCCUAUUAUUGUUGUAACAAGUUACCACAAAUUUAGUGACUGAUGAUGCAGUGACAUGAUCUACCAUAUGAUCCAUCAAUCCCACCCCUGGACAUAUAUCCGGAGAAAACAAUAA
Molecule: messenger RNA, 2463 nt
Organism: Odocoileus virginianus texanus
Lineage: Eukaryota; Metazoa; Chordata; Mammalia; Artiodactyla; Cervidae
Source: RefSeq, a predicted model, not a curated record